AUGAAGCGACUCCAACAUACGCUCCUGCGCCUGAAACCAACACAGCCCAGCCCCGCUCUCAGGUCCAAUCUCAACCGCUACCUCAACCUCAACCUCAGCCCCAGCCUAAGCUUGAGAGGCACAACCAAAGCCAUGUUCACAUUCACAGUCCCAGACACAGACCUACGUGUCAACAGCAUCCCAGAAUUAACCCAGAAAGAUCUACUCGCAUUCCCAGCCUUCAAAAUCUGGAUCGCGACACUACAACAAUCCCUAUCCCGGCAACAACACCCCUCGCACGAAUUCCACAAGGACCCAUACGUGCUCCGUAAAAUCGACAUCCAAGCCGUCGACCGAUUCGGCGGAAACAGACUAGGCUUCAUCAAAUUAAAGGCCGAUGUAUCAAAUGGCCAAGGCGAGACUUUGCCCGGCAGUGUGUUUUUGCGGGGUGGGAGUGUUGGCAUGUUGCUAAUCCUCCAACCAAACGACCUCCCAAAAGACUCAGAAAAAGAUAAGAAAGCAGUUCUAACAAUCCAACCCCGAAUCCCAGUAGGAUCCCUCUCGUUCCCGGAAAUCCCAGCAGGAAUGCUAGAUGAUAGCGGGACCUUCGGCGGCGCCGCCGCAAAGGAAAUCCAAGAAGAAACCGGGCUACUCGUCGAGCAGAACGAGCUAAUUGAUAUGACGGCGCUUGCUUUGCAGGUGGGCCAAGAACCAGAUUACGGAGAACGACUACAGCGCGCUGUUUAUCCUUCUGCUGGGGGUAGUGAUGAAUUUAUCCCGUUGUUUUUGUGUCAGAAGCGUAUGCCUAGGUCGGAGAUUGAGGCUUUGCAGGGGAAGUUGAGUGGAUUAAGGGGUGAGGGGGAGAAGAUCACGCUUAAAGUUGUUGAGCUUGGGGAUUUGUGGAAGGAGGGUGUUAGGGAUGGGAAGACUUUGGCUGCUUGGGCGCUUUAUUUGGGGUUGAAGGGGGAAGGGAAGAUUUGA
Messenger RNA from Penicillium antarcticum, 960 nucleotides. RefSeq names its product putative NUDIX family hydrolase. Gene Ontology annotation, biological process: nucleoside phosphate metabolic process; ribose phosphate metabolic process. Gene Ontology annotation, molecular function: ADP-ribose pyrophosphatase activity; ADP-glucose pyrophosphatase activity. The record is from RefSeq and is a predicted model, not a curated record. The transcript is spliced from 2 exons. Bases 1 to 960 code for a protein of 319 amino acids. Lineage: Eukaryota; Fungi; Ascomycota; Eurotiomycetes; Eurotiales; Aspergillaceae.